Suillus subaureus is the source of this 1542-nucleotide messenger RNA. Its product is annotated as peptidase S28. The coding region runs from base 1 to 1542 and encodes 513 amino acids. Gene Ontology annotation, molecular function: dipeptidyl-peptidase activity; serine-type exopeptidase activity. The record is from RefSeq and is a predicted model, not a curated record. The transcript is spliced from 10 exons. Lineage: Eukaryota; Fungi; Basidiomycota; Agaricomycetes; Boletales; Suillaceae. Gene Ontology annotation, biological process: proteolysis.
AUGUGGGCCCUCACGUCGCUGCUACUUGCGGGCGUCGCCCAAGCAGCCAUUCCCAAUCUCAUGCUUCGUGGUAUGCAGUUUCUCCCAAAGAUUCCAGUGCCGGAACGUUCUAUCACUUCGCCGAAUGGCACAGCACUACCAAACAUCACAACCACCUAUUACUUCGACCAGCUCAUCGACCACAAUAAUCCAGACCUUGGAACAUUCCAGCAGCGAUACUGGAUGAAUUGGGAGUUUUAUGAGCCUGGCGGUCCCAUUAUAUUGAUGACGCCCGGAGAAGAUAACGCAGAUGGUUACAAAGUCUACGUUACCAAUGACAGCAUCAAUGGUCUCAUUGCUCAGCAACAAAACGGUGCAGCCAUCCUCAUCGAACACCGUUUCUUCGGUGAUUCCAAUCCAUACGACAACCUCACGUCACAAUCUCUCUCGCUCCUCACCAUCCAGCAGGCCAUCGAUGAUCUCGUGUAUUUUGCGACCACAGCCGACCUUCCCAUGUCCGGGGGUGAUGCUGUGAAACCAGGUCAGGCGCCAUGGAUAUUGGUCGGAGGAAGUUACUCGGGAGCCCUUUCCAGUUAUACGAUGGUCAACAAACCGGGAAUUUUCUGGGCUGGAUAUUUAUCUUCUGCUACCGUGGAAACGAUCACUGACUAUUAUGAUUAUUUCACCCCUAUUCGCGAGUACAUGCCACAGAACUGUUCUUCUGAUGUCCAGGCAGUGAUCGCCUACCUGGAUAAGAUGUACAUGGCUAGCGACACAGCCGGAAUCCAGACGCUGCAGGAGGCAUUUGCCCUCGGCGGUCUCAAUCAUGUAGGCGAUUUCGCCUCCGCACUUCAAUACAACCUAUGGGAUUGGCAAUCUCUGCAACCUGAUAACGGCCCAGGAUCAAUGUUCUAUCAGUUCUGCGAUGCGCUCGAAGUCAAGGACGGUGUCAAUGCCGGACCUGAUGGGUGGGGACUUGAGAAUGCUAUUAACUCCUGGGGCAACUUUUGGAACACUACAUACUACAGCUAUACCUGUCAGGAUCAAGAUGCCGAGGACUGCCUUGGGUCGUUUGAUCCAACUAUCAGCUACUGGACUAAUAUCACUGUGGAUAAUCCAGGCAGGUCGUGGUUUUGGAUGGUGUGCAACCAAAUCGGUUUCUACCAGGUUGGUCCCCCUGAAGGCCAACCUGCGAUCGUGAGCCGCAUCAUCCAGACCAGUUUUGUAGAGCGUCAAUGUGUCAACAUGUUCCCUCAAGCCUUCGCCUCUCCGCCUGAUACACCCACGGCAGAGACAAAUGCAAUGUACGCUGGUUGGAACGUGGAUGUCCCACGUAUCUUCUUCUCCAACGGCUUGCGCGAUCCUUGGCGCGGGGGAACCGUGUCUGCUGAUGGGCUGAAUAAGCCCAACACCACUAGUAUGCCGAUCUAUAUGAGCGACGGGUUCCACACCUCGGACCUGAUAACGUAUAAUGGCAUUAUGGAUCCGACUAUCGCGGUCGUGCAGAAAGCAGGAUUAAUGUACAUGAAGGAGUGGCUUGCUGAGUGGAAGCCUUCUACGUAG